Messenger RNA from Ogataea haglerorum, 681 nucleotides. RefSeq lists its product as uncharacterized. The transcript has a single exon. NCBI's taxonomy places the organism in Eukaryota, Fungi, Ascomycota, Pichiomycetes, Pichiales, Pichiaceae. Bases 1 to 681 code for a protein of 226 amino acids. The record is from RefSeq and is a predicted model, not a curated record.
AUGGAUGAACCAGAACAGAAAGAAGACGCGGUAUUCGUGGGCUGCGAGCCUUCGAGGCUGAGGAAGACAUUACUCAAAUUAUCGUUCAGUUGGGCAUCGUUUGUUAGCAGACUCCGUUCGAUAUCCGAGGCUUGUUUGGAGUCCGACGAGAUCACGGAGCAGCUGUUUGACGACGACUCAGACAGCAACUCUGCCGGCGUCGGAGAAUACGAACCGGUCAUACCUUCCGAACUCCCAAGAGAAGUGUUGGCAAAUAAGCUCGCGAACGAUGAUAAGGAAACGUGCUCUACUAGUUCCCCCUUCACAACAACACGAUUAACGUCGCCCCAAAGCAGCGCUGUCAGCAGAGGCGAGGAAACUAGCGAUACCCGAGAUAAGGAAGGCACCCUCACACCGUUUUGUGGGGGAGAGGAAUUAUGGAAGAUACAGAACCAACAAUGGCUGAAGCCGAUCGCGGAAUACGCCACUUUGGAAGGGAAACUGGAAUUACAAAAAAGACUGCGUUCCCAGGAUCUCAAGCAUCACGUGUCGUCGAAAGAUUAUCAUAUCAUAUAUCGCAAUUUGGUGAUUGACGGAAGGAGCCUUAAGCAGCCGAUGAAUUUGAGAGACCUGUUGCGCGUCGUUGAGGCCGGAUGGGAACGGAAUCGGGUACAGGAAAGCUGUCACCAUCGCCCGAGAUGA